AUGUCUGGCAAGACUGUCCUCAUCACUGGUGCCACUGGGCUUCUGGGCCGCCAAGUGGUCAGGGCCUUUGAAAGAAAGGACUGGACCGUCAAGGGUACAGGAUACUCCCGAGCCGAUGGCGCCUCCGUUCUCAAGGUCGACCUCGGCAGCGCAUCCGAGAUUGAAAAGACCCUGGACACGGUCAAGCCCCAGGCUGUUGUUCACUGUGCCGCGAACCGAUUCCCCGACAAGUGCGACAAGGACCCGGAAGGCACUCGAGCUUUGAACGUUGCCGCAUCUAAGUCCCUCGCAGCACUAUGUGCGGCUCGCGACAUAUUCCUCAUCUACAUUUCGACAGACUACGUCUUCCCUGGCAAGCCCGGCGAUGCGCCCUACCAAGCCGAUGACGAGCCCGCUCCGACCAACCUGUACGGCCAGACCAAGCUCGAUGGAGAACGUGCAGUCCUGGAGGAGUACAAGGCGGCCGGAAAGCCCGGACUCGGCGUUGUCAUGCGGGUUCCGGUGCUAUACGGCGACGCUGAGACGCCGUCCGAGAGCGCUGUGAAUGUGCUGAUGGACACUGUCUGGAAAGCACAAGAGGAGGGCGCCAAGAUCAAGAUGGACCACUGGGCACUGCGAUACCCUACCAACACCGAGGAUGUCGGUCGUGUUUGUCAUGAUGUCGCGGCAAAGUAUAUGGCAGCGGGAGAUAGGUCUUCACUGCCUCAAGUGCUGCAGUUCUCUUCGGAAGACAAGAUGACAAAGUACGAGAUCUGCCAGCUCUUUGGAGAGAUCAUGGGUCUAUCCAUUGCGCGGAUCGAGGCCAACGCCGAGGGCAAUGAUCCCAAUGCCAGCGUCCAGAGACCUUAUGAUUGUCACUUGAGCACCAAGGCCUUAAAGGACCUUGAAAUUGAUGUCUCAACACAAGAUUUCAGCGGAUGGUGGAGAUGGUCCGUCCGAGCAUUCAGGAAAUGA
Messenger RNA from Pestalotiopsis fici W106-1, 954 nucleotides. RefSeq lists its product as uncharacterized. The transcript is spliced from 3 exons. The record is from RefSeq and is a predicted model, not a curated record. Lineage: Eukaryota; Fungi; Ascomycota; Sordariomycetes; Amphisphaeriales; Sporocadaceae. Gene Ontology annotation, molecular function: methionine adenosyltransferase regulator activity. Gene Ontology annotation, cellular component: methionine adenosyltransferase complex. Gene Ontology annotation, biological process: S-adenosylmethionine biosynthetic process. Bases 1 to 954 code for a protein of 317 amino acids.